This is a messenger RNA of Zingiber officinale, 2675 nucleotides long. RefSeq lists its product as uncharacterized. The record is from RefSeq and is a predicted model, not a curated record. The coding region runs from base 65 to 2368 and encodes 767 amino acids. The transcript has 12 exons. Gene Ontology annotation, molecular function: microtubule binding. NCBI's taxonomy places the organism in Eukaryota, Viridiplantae, Streptophyta, Magnoliopsida, Zingiberales, Zingiberaceae.
ACAAACACGGAAGACGGCCGCAGCGGGAUCGAGAUCGAGAUCGCAUCUCGGAGCCGGAGAUGAGAUGGGCUCACUCUCGGAACCCCCCGAUCCGUCCUUUACCGUGGCGGAGGAAGACGUCGAGUCAUCGGUGCCGCCGCCGGUGGCAAGUCCUGGCUCAUUAUCAGAUGUAGGAUUGCUGGAUUAUAAGGUUGAUCUAAACCACUAUUGUCAAUCACCCAAACAUUUGGACAAGGAGAAUUUAUCCUCUAUUGAAGAAGACAGUUUGGACAUGUCAACUUUUUCUAAAUUGGGAACAACACAGAAGAGGAGCAAAAAGGAUAAUGGUGUUAACUUGAGGAAAAGCUUAGCUUGGAACCCAGCAUUUUUCACUGAAGAAGGUGUGCUCAAUCCAUUGGAGCUGUGUGUCCUUAGUGGAUCUUCCUUGAGGUCGAAGGAGAAGGUUCUUUCUGUGGUCAAUGGACAGAUGUCACCACUACUAGGACUCCAUGAUAGAACUCCCGUCAAUGCUGUUGACCACCAGAAGUUCUAUGGCAAAAUGGAUGCACUUUCUGCAAGCAAAAACAACAUACAAUUUAAAGCAGAGAAUCUACAUAGCAAGUUAAAUGCUUCAAUUUGGGAAGAACUGCAAGAGGCUGAAGGAACCAAAUCCUCAAGCAGGAUCAUUGGAAGAGUCGCAUCUAGAUUAGCAACUCCAUCUUCGCAAAAGAGAAUUGCAAACACAAAUGCUGCAAAUCCUACAUCCAAAAUUCCAAAGCUCGUGCCUGCAAAGUCACAUACUGCUUCUAUUCCAAUGACCUCUAGGGAUGCCAUCCCUUCUGUGAGGAACUUUAAUUCCAAUACAAGUGUCAAUGCAGUUAACAUGGAGGAGCGUACUCUUCAAAUGAGGUGUUUUCAAUCAAACACCAGAAAACAAUCUGCCUGUUCUCUAUCAAUGAAACCUUCUGCAAUUGAUUGUUCUAGACCGUUGGUUCCACAAAUAAAUAAAGGUGCAACUGAAAGUUCAUCAAUUUCUAAAGUGGUGAAGGGAACAGCCAUUUCUUCUAUCUCUGCUAAUGGAUCUUCAUCACUUCCUAAAAAAGUUUAUGGAGAUGCUGUUUUACAUGCAAAACUAUCUGGGUUGCGGAUGCCUUCUCCAUCACUAGGAUUUUUUCAGAAGGGAAAGGUUCCUCGAUCUGGUAGCCAAUCUCAAAGAACUGUUCAUCAGUUCAGACCUAGUAUUCCACAUGGAAAAACAACGAACGUAACAUCAGUGGAUGGAUUGAAGAUUUGGCCUGCAUCUGCUAAGGAAAAAUCAAUUAAUGGUUCUGUUGCCCCAAGAUCUUUCGCUGGAACUACAAUAGCAAGCAAAAUGGAGAAUUCUUUCGCAACUAGCUCUUUACCCACAUCUAAUGGAAAUGCACUGCAUCCAUCAAGGAGAGAGAACAUUUCAACAGCUAAGGUGGAUAUAGUUAAGGAAGUGGCUUAUGCAAGCAACACAAUUCUUGAUGACAACCCUUUGGUUGAUGGAGCCAAAAUAGCCAAGGCAUGCUCUCUUGGGGUACUAAAUGAAACUCAGAUAGAUGAACGUCUUUCCACAGAAGAUAACAAGGCCAAACAAUCAUCACCAGCAUAUGCACAAUUUGUUACAGAUGCCAUUUCAGGAGGGGAUGAACUGGCAGCUGGGAAUUUACACAUAAAUCAAGAUCCAGAGCUUGUCCUCUCAGAUAGAGUAGUUGAUUUUCCUUCUUUGUCAGCUACUAGAGCAUCUUUGACUUUGUCUAAAUCUAGCAGUUCUGAAGCAGAUGGUUCUUUAGCUCUAGAUACAGGCAAUGAACAUGAAAGCAGAUCGUAUUUGAGAUCCAGCACUGUGCCUGACUCUGAUUGUGAUAUGAUUAGCAAUUCAGAAAUGCUUGAUUCUCCAUCUCAAAAGCCUGACAUGCCUGCUGAAACAGAAAAUUAUGGAACAAAUUAUUCAUCUUUUAGAUUGACUAGUACUUCGGAGGAUUCUCUAACUUCACUUUCAGCGAGCUGUGAAGUUCAAGAUCAUAAUAUUGAGUGUGUUAAUGGGGAUCAUAUCAACUCAAAAGAAGUGGAAUCCUUGUUGCAAAAUGGCAGCAAGAAUGAACAGAAGGAUAAAGGGAAGCAAGAUAUCUGCCAUCUGAAACUGAAUGCAGUCCCAUUUAGUGAGGAGUGGUUAGCUGAAAUUGAGACAUUUGGGGAGGAUAUAUUAGAGUUGAAGACAGGUCCCGUACAAAAUUCUCCACCUGACAAGACUCUUUCUGAACCAGGCCCAUGGUCACCGGUGAAACGCAAAACCGAAGAAGUAGGACCAUUUGCCUGCACAAAACACUCGGCAAGCUUCUCACACUCAGAACCCAUCUCAUAGAAGCAACUGCAUCUUGUCGCAUCAACAGAGUUCUUGGUGAAACCCAACUCACAUAAUUUACAGUAGGAUUCAUUCCUUUUCUGAUGUUCGACAAGUCGUAAAACUGUCAUUCCCAUUUCAUUUAUUUGUAAGGCUUAUUUCAAAACCCACAAUCUCUACAGCACCUCCAAUAAAAAUGGCAGUGUCACGGUUCCAAUUCUUGCCCCAUGUUCCUGUAAUUUAUUCAGUGAUUGUGUUAUUGUUUAUGUGGAAUGCCUUUGUAUUUGUUUGAAUCCCUAACUUGCUAUGGAAAUGUGUUUCUGUUCAA